AUGCGCCGCACCUGUAUCUUCGGCGGCCGCAGCCAUCCAGAGCUGACCGAUUUCAUCUGUGAGAAGCUCGGCAGGAAGCCCGACAAGGUCGAGCUCAGAAAGUUCGCCAAUGGAGAGACCAGUGUCGAGAUCAAGACAUCGGUGCGCGACCAGGAUGUCUUUAUCGUCCAGAGUGGUUCCAACAAGACCAACGACGAUGUCAUGGAACUGCUCAUUAUGAUUGCUGCUUGCAAGGGAGGCUCGUCCAAGUCUGUCACAGCAAUCAUGCCCUACNCCUACUCGCGUCAGUCCAAGAAGAAGAGCCACCGUGGAGCCAUCACCGCCCGCAUGAUUGCCAACUUGAUGCAUGUUGCUGGUGUCAACCAUGUUAUUACCAUUGAUCUCCACGCCAGCCAGAUGCAGGGUUUCUUCAAGUGCCCCGUCGACAAUCUGGUUGCCGAGCCUCUGCUUGCUCGCUGGAUCCGCAGCACCGUUCAGAACUGGAAGGAGGGUGUCGUUGUGAGCAAGAACCCUGGUGGUACCAAGCGUGUGACCUCGCUGGCCGAUGCCUUGAAGCUGAGCUUCGGCAUUGUCACGACCGACAGAAGACGCCCCAACAUGGGUCAGAGCAUGUACAACAGCGUCAUCUACGAAUCCGCAACUGGCGAAAACAUGCCCCCAAUCGAAGUCCAGUCUGCCGCGACUGAAGAAGUCGAAGCCGAACAACACAUCGACCUCGAUCACGCUCCCCCGAUCGAGCACGACUUUGCUCCCCAGUCGGGCUCCAGCAAGCCUUCAGAAUACGCCAACUCCGAAGCUCGCCCUGACAAUUUCUCCCGCCGUCCCGCAAAGCAGCGUUCUGUCACUUCAUUCAGCAGCAGGCUGUUAGGUGCCCCUGCUCUCCCUAGCCCCUUGGCUCAAUUCUCACGUCCCGACUCGUCAGACGGUCUCAACAAGGAGGAGGAACAGGAAGAUCAGAAUGCCUCGCCCAACAAACCCAGCCGUCCUAGCUUUGGUCUUGACGGCCCCCCUAAGAUGCACCGCAUGUCCACCGCUCUCGGCACUGUACAGCCUCCUGCCGAACCCAGCACCGACAACGAAGACGAGGAGGAUGGAGACGAAUACACAGAUGAGCGUGCCCGCAACGUUAUUACCGGACGCCUGAUUCACGGUCAUCUUGUCGACGAUGACUUCCCAUCUCCAGUCAUUUCCGCUAUGUCACAAUCCACUCCUGGCCUUUACCCCAUGAAGAGCGCCGGCUCUGAUGACGAAGAGAUUCCUGACCACAUGGUCAACUCCUUCAUGUCCAACACAUCAUCUCGCCGCCCUGACUUCGGUCUUGGUGGCACCGGCGACGCUACAGCAUCCGACGACGAAGAGGAAGAAGCCCUUCAAGACCCCGAGCUCGAGACCACAAUCACGCUUGUCGGCAACGUGCGCAACCGUCCCGUCUUCAUCGUCGACGACAUCAUCGACAAGGCUGGUUCUUGGAUUGCUGCAGCCGAGACCGUCGUCAAGAGAGGUGGCGCUACAAAGGUCUACUGCAUGGCUACCCACGGUCUUUUCGGUGGUGACUGCCUCCGCGAGAUGGAUGAGUGCGAGGAAAUCGACGCCAUCGUAGUCACCAAUGCCUUCCCUAUCCCCGAGGAGAAGCGCAAGGGCAUUCGCAAGCUGGUCAUUCUGGACGUGAGCACCUUGCUCGCCGAGUCCAUCCGCCGCAACCACCACGGUGAGAGCAUCAGUCAACUCUUCAUGCAUCACGAUUGA
Aureobasidium musti is the source of this 1746-nucleotide messenger RNA. NCBI's taxonomy places the organism in Eukaryota, Fungi, Ascomycota, Dothideomycetes, Dothideales, Saccotheciaceae. The record is from the annotation of a GenBank genome assembly.